AUGUCUUCUGCCAAGGGUGUUCAACAAGGAGACCCCCUUGGUCCAUUACUCUUUGCCCUUACACUGCACCCUCUAGUAUUCAAAAUUGUUAUGCAGUGCUCUUUGGAUUUGCAUGCCUGGUAUUUAGAUGAUGGAACCAUCAUUGGUGACACUCUAGAAGUUUCAACGGCUCUACAGAUCAUACAGAGUGAAGGUAGGGCAAGAGGACUGCAUUUAAACAUCAACAAAACGGAAAUUUUCUGGCCAAACCCAGACCCUAGAAGUUUUGAGGAUGGUGUCUUUCAUGCUGACAUUGGCAGAGCAUCUAACGUAGUUAAGCUGCUUGGAGGCCUUGUUAGUUUGGAUGCACAAUUUUGUGGGGAUUUGGUUAUGACUACAGUGGACAAAACAAUCCAGCUCAUGAACUCGGUGAAGAAGUUACAAGACCCACAAUGCGAGCUUUUACUUCUAUGUUACUGCACAGGGGUAUCCAAGCUCUACUUCACCUUGCGUACUACUUCCCCUCAGUUCAUUCAUGCUGCCAGCAACCACUUUGAUCAUCACCUAUUUCAGUUCCUGCAACAUUUGGUUACUGGCGAUGGUGCUGGAUUCAACCCUCUACAGCAGCGGCUCGCCACUUUACCUAUCAAGGACGGUGGAUUCGAUGUAUAUACAAUGACGGAUACAAGCCAGUAUUUCUUUUUGGCAUCCUGUAUUCAAACACGGUGCUUACAGGCCACCUUCUUGAAGAAUAUGGACUGGGUUGAGAUGGAUUCGUUAAUGGAGAAAGAGAAAGGAGGAAAUGGACAGAGAUUGGGGUUGAUUUAG
Messenger RNA from Papaver somniferum (opium poppy), 807 nucleotides. RefSeq lists its product as uncharacterized. The transcript is spliced from 2 exons. The coding region runs from base 1 to 807 and encodes 268 amino acids. Lineage: Eukaryota; Viridiplantae; Streptophyta; Magnoliopsida; Ranunculales; Papaveraceae. The record is from RefSeq and is a predicted model, not a curated record.